GAACAACUGCCAAUUGGUUGUCUGAAUCCUUAUGUCAUCCACCAUUAGCAAAGGAGGGUUGGAUGAUCUCACGGUAUGAUGGAGUUCAGUCAGCUAAGUCUCACUGGGAUUCGAACGAUUUUGGUGAGUUUGUAAGGGUCAGUGCAGGUAUAGAUAGGGAGAUUUCUGUUAUUUUCAUCCCAGUUUGUAGGCAUUCUGCAAGCAUUGGGCUUUUUCUAAAGGCACUGAAUGAAGUUCUCAAACUUCAAGAAGGAACCGGAAUAACAAAUAAGGGAGAGAACUACACCUGGAGAGAAAAAAGGUCAGGUUCUCUACAAAUGAUUGACCAGGUGAUUCAUGUGAAGGAAGGACUGGAGGAGCAGAUGAACAAUCCUUCUAUAUCCUCAACUCUUUUUGAACAGGAUAUCGCAAUGGUUUCAAGGCUAACUAGUGUCACAACAAAGGGAUAUGGCUCUGAUCAAGAUGAAAUAGUUGAUUCUAAGGAAGAGGAACAGGUACAAAUGCUUUUUCAGCCAGCUUUUGAUGCUUACUUUGAAUCCAUCUUCAAGGCUGUGGAGAGCCAAAUUCAAGAGGCUUUGGCAAAAAAAGCAGUGCAGGUUUUAGAUGUUUCCUCCUCCUUAGGGCAAGGUAAGGCUGGACCUCUACCUCUGUUGGCAAGGGGUUCUAAUAGUCUAGUGGACAAGGAAGAGAUUCGUACUCCUCUGCAGCAUGAAGAUUCUCUAGGUGUAGAGCCAGCUAGAAACUUGCCACUUAGCCACGAAGAGCAAUUGCUAAUUGAUGGGCUGCUUAGCCAAACUCCGAAGAUGGAAGCUUCAACUUGGGCGGACUCUAUACAACCGGAACUAGAUCUCAUGCUUAUAGAUGAAAAAGUGGAAGAACAGGCACGAGGGGAUUUUCAAAAACGGUAUGAGAUGCUUAAGCCCAUUUUCGAACAACAUAUUAGCGAUGACUUCGAGAACUCCCUUUGGAUGAUCAAGGAAGCAUUACGUUCGCCCUUCAUCAAGGAAAAUAUUCAAAAGGGUCUUGUUUCAUCUCUUCAGGGUAAGGCUUUAAAAGCGACAAGGGAGGCCAUGAAGAGUGCGCAAUGCAUAAGAGCUAUUAAGCUGAAAGAUCGGAAACCCAAACCUAUCUAUCGACGAUGGGAAUCUCGCCGGGCUGAUGGACACCGGACCUAUUACAAACCCCUCUCAACAUUUGGACAACGUUGGGGUUCUGGUUCUAGAAAGCCAAUCGUAGAUUCGAGGUGGCAAUACCUCUCAACGAAAGGCAGAAAGCGCAGCAUCCAGAGCCAAACUCAGAGAAGGAGUAAUGGAAAUGUUAUGCAGUGGAGAUACCUUAAAGAAUCUAGUCCGAGUUUUCAAAGCAAAAACAAAUCCUUCCAAUUCCACAUUGAGAAUAAGGUAUUUCGCCUCUUUCACUCCUUCUACCACAACAAUUUUUGCAUCUCAGAGUUUGGGCGUAGGGCAUUCCAUAUUUGGUUGAAUUUAGCUGAGGUUCAGUGGCUGACUGAAAUUCUUCCCAAUAGCAAUCUGCGUAGCUUUUGGGCCUUAUCUAGAUAUGAGGAAGGAAGGAAAGUGUAUGUAUCUUAUGGCUUUAAUCGAUGGGGUUCUUAUGUGAAAAUCAGAGUUACAAAGGAUGUUGUUACUAAUUCUGUCAUUAUUCCAGUGGAUAGGGAUAACCCAUUCCUUUUCAGUCGUGCGCUUGACUCCUUCUUUGGUAAGAUUAUAGACUCCAAAAUUGAUAAGAGAACUGCAAAGGAGGAUGUUACCUUCUCUGCCUCUGGUACUAAUAAUUCGCAGGCCAAGGAGGAUGUUAUCUAUUCUGCCUCUGGUAUUGAUGAGAGAUCUGCAAAGGCACUUGCAUCCACUAGUUUCAAGGACAUACCUUCCUCAUCUAGCAAACUUGUCUCUUCCAACUCUUGCAUAUCCAGCACGGCAGAGAUAAGUUCCGACUCAACUCUUCAGAUCAAGGAGGAGACAAAUCUUGUUUCCAAGGACAAGAAACUUGGAGACUUUUUUUCUCAGCUUUGGAUUCAAUUCUUACAACUUAAUGUUGACAAGUUUGCAGCUUUUAUAGAUGGUUUUGGUAUCCAGGCUUCUCUUUUAUCUAAACUCACUGGAAAAGAGAAUGGUAAUCUUGCUUUCUUGGAGGAUCCCAUGGCUGAAGAUCCACCUUUAGAGGCUCAAAAUACUUUGGAGGAAGAACCCGAUUCACCUUUAGAGGAUCAUAGUAAUUCGGAGCAAGUCUCUUCAGAUAGAUUGGCAUUGGUUCAAUCGUUUGAACCUAUCCAGGCUAUUUAUCCUUUAGUGGAUCAUUCUCAAGUUGACCACUCCGCUGUUCGUGCUUAUCACUCUGAUUCUGAAAUCUUUGUAAAGGAGGACAACAUUGCGUUUCUUCCUUUCUUCAGAGAUCAAACAGAUUUUGAUCCUGAUCCGGAGCCUUAUAGAGAGUGGUAUCCUGAUGACGGUAUUGAGCCUGAUGAUCAUCUUCGGCGUUGGGGAGGACCUAAAGGACUUACGACAGCUUUAAUUGGUAAUAAUGAUGAGGGCAGAAUUAUUUUUAAAAGAGGUUGUGUGUGUGGUUCCAGCCCACCUGCCCCAAGGAGAAGUUUAAGACUUGCAAGGAGAAGGCAUCUCCACUCUCCCAUUCGAUCUGAGUGCUCUUUCGACACUAGAGAAAAUUGGGAAUCCUGACUUCGCUCUAAGGACAUGGCAUUUUGGGUUAUGACAUUUUGAUUAUGCUUCUCUUUUGCACUUUUAGAUGUCCUUGUUAACUUUUUCCCCAUGGGUUUGAAUGAAUAAUAAGUAUUGUUUAGGCAGUCUUGAGUCCCUGGCUAUUGUUUCAGGUUGGCAAUAACCACAAUGCAACAGAUUCUUUGAUUCUGAUUUUCGAAUAUGGAUCUUCUGGCUUUCUAAACCAAAUUGUGGUCAGUUUA
This is a messenger RNA of Cuscuta campestris, 2935 nucleotides long. Lineage: Eukaryota; Viridiplantae; Streptophyta; Magnoliopsida; Solanales; Convolvulaceae. The record is from the annotation of a GenBank genome assembly.